AUGAACAUACUCGACAAAUACCGAACCGUCAGUGCAACUCCUCUUCCUACCGUCUUACUGUACUUCGAUACAGCCGAUGAUAUACUCAAUACCAACUCGCAGAGAGCUUAUGAUGCUUGCUUCAAACUAGAACGCGAAGUUACAAGCGAGGAGCAAGUCAAAUACGCAAGAGUGCUCGGAUACUUGAUCCUUCAUCCUCCCUCUUCUUACGCUCUUACGGAAAUCGUAAAAGAAAUCAACUCCUGCAAGGGAGAACAAGAUACCCUGCUCAAACUCGGAAGGUUUUUUGUUGACAGUUAUAUUAGGGGCUUCAAAAAAUACAAAAAGAAAACAUCAGAUUUAUCGAAACAUCCCAGUCGGCCUUCAUUCGAUGAAGACAAAGAGGCUCUGAUGGCCGUGAUGGAGGAGGCACCCACAGACAGCAGCCUCGCAAAGAAGCAAGCUCUUAUCCGAGAUGGUUACCGGUGUGUGGUAACUGGAAAGUAUAACCAAAUUAUACCGGCAACCUUCGACGUCAACGAAGAGGAAGUGAUGCGAGUUGGCACAGGCUGGACAGAAUGCGCGCACAUUGUACCAGACUCGACAUAUACAUAUACCAAGAUAUCUGAUGAAGAGUGCCUGACCUCUAUCGCGAAGAGAGGCACUUCUGCCUCGCUGCUCUCUCUUGAAGCGUUUCGGUUACGACGUCGAGAAUAUCAAUGGCAACAAAGUACAUUCGUUGCAUAA
Messenger RNA from Marasmius oreades (fairy-ring Marasmius), 726 nucleotides. RefSeq lists its product as uncharacterized. The record is from RefSeq and is a predicted model, not a curated record. Bases 1 to 726 code for a protein of 241 amino acids. NCBI's taxonomy places the organism in Eukaryota, Fungi, Basidiomycota, Agaricomycetes, Agaricales, Marasmiaceae. The transcript is spliced from 4 exons.